AAGACGGAAGCAGAUCGGUCGCGGUUUGUGAGUGAUUCAAUUACAACAAAUGGUACCAUGUCAGACUUCACCAUUGAUAUCCAGCUGACAGAACUAGGGUUCCCUGACAUCUUGCAGCCCAGAGAAACAACCUGUGUGAAGGAAACACCAUCGCCUUCGGCCUCUAACAAUAUUUCCCCUGGAUCCCUGGCCAACCUCCAAACCCCCAGUUCCUCGCCACCUCCUCCUGCUGCACUCACCCCCACAGCUGUGGUCCCAGAACUGGUCGGUGUAGAACAGCUGCUUUCUGUAGACUCACAGACUGCUUCUACAGUUCAGCAGGUUGCCUCACAGACUGGCACUCAUAUUACAGUAACCCCAAAUCCCUCUGGGCCCCCUGAGACACUGACAAUACUCUGCCCACCCCCUCCUUCUACACACAAACCUGUGGCAGUGCAACACACUUCACGGCCUGUUAGUCCCAUAUUGCUACCCAAUAGUUUAGUAAGUGGUCAAAGCAAUAGCCUUCACCAAAACCCCAAAAUAACUAAAACUGUCCUGAUAUCUGUGUCUCAUAUUGGAGCUGGUACUGUGUUGACGUCUGUACCAGCUACUUCCACUCCCCCUGUUGAACACUUAAGAACCAUUAAGAAUGAUUCCGAGCUGCCACUGGCAGACCAGACUGCAAUGUUUCAGACCACUCCAAAACCUGUAAACACAGGGAAGCCAGGAAGGGCAGUUGCUGAUAAAGCUGAGGAAGAAGAACCAGGUGAAAAAAUUGGAGGAGGGAAAGGUGUUUUCGAUGAUGGGAAAGUGCAAGAACCUAAAGAGAAAGAAGCAGAAGUUGCAAAGAGUUUAGAGGAGGAUUCUGAGGAAACAGAUGACAGUGAGGUUUCUGAGAAUGAGGAUGAUGACGAAGAGGAAGAGGAGGAUGAGGAACUGGACCCAGAAGCAGAGCCUGGGGGUUCAGGCGAACACCGCUGCAGUGUCUGUGACCUCGUCCUUUCCUCCAGCUUCCAGCUCCAGGAGCACAUGAACCUGCACACAGGGGCACGCCCCUACUGCUGUGCCGAGUGUGGUAAGCGCUUCUGUCAGCUGGCCAACUACCGCUCCCACCUGCGGACGCACGCCCAGCCCCAGACCUCAGUCCCACCCGUACAGCUCCGCUGCCGUGUUUGCCUGAAGGGCUUCGAUUCUGAGCAGGGUUUGAAGGACCACCUAGCCAAGUCCCACUUUGAGAAGGAGUUCUAUGAGUGUGACGCAUGCAAGCGCAUCUUCACCUGCCUGACCAAGUGUGAGGAGCACCUGGAGGAGCACAAGCGCGAGCUGGCGGACCACGUGUGUCUGCAGUGCUGCCGCCGCUUCCGCCUGCGCCGCUCUCUCCGACGCCACAAGGAGCGGGGCUGUGUCCGCAGCUAUCGCUGCACCGACUGCCCCAUGAACUUCAGCCGCAAGAAUGCCCUCCUCAAGCACAGCUUCUCCCACCUGGGCCUGCUGCCUUACACCUGCAUCCAGUGCCGUGCACAUUUCCGCCUGGCCAGGCUCUACCGUAAGCAUGAGUGUGAGCCGGAGCGGCUCCACUGUGUGGCAUGCCUGGGCGUCUUUCAGAGCCACAACGACUUCCAGAGGCACAAAAGGGAGACUGGCUGCUGGGGCCAGCAGGGGACCAAGGGGGAUGAGAUCCGCUGUAUGGAGUGUGGCCAGGCCUUCUCCACGGCUGACGAGCUGAAGAAUCACGCCGGGGCCCACCAGAGGGUGAUGACCUGCUCCGAGUGCGGCAAGGGCUUCCGCUCGGCCUUGAUGCUGAUGUCACACAUGGGGGGCCACGCAGGGUCGAGGCCCUGUCUGUGUAAGAACUGUGGCCUGGGCUUCCCUCACCAGCAGGGUUACGAGAGCCACCUCAAGGACUGUGGACGCAAACCCCCUCCUGUGAUGGCUCCAAAGAAACCACGGAAGGACCCCCCUGCUGCUCCUUCCAAACCCCUACCCCAGCUCGCUCCAAGGCAUCUCCCUGCUCCUGUGAAGAAACCAGAGAGUCAAGUGUCAGCACCACUUCCUACUCUGAUGAGAAUGCCAGGCACUGCCCCUGCCAGAGUCACUAUGGGAGUCCAUAACACCACUACUGUCCGUGUGGUGAGCCCUGACCAACCCACCAAGGGGCUGUGGAAGCUCAGCCUGGACAAACAGCCACCUCCUGGGGUGUCCUUGGUUAUGUUUGUCCCUGCCAACACCCCUCUGGCCUCUGGCCUCUCUGGCCCAUCCUCCACCCCCCAGCUUCCAGCCCUCUCAGGCACACAGCCCCAGUGGAAGGUAUUCAACCCAGCACCAAAUCCAGGAGCCCCUCCUCCGGUGCUGUGCCAGUCCAGCUUCACCUCUGAGCUGGGCCUGAGCCUCAUAGCAGAGGCAAACCGGCGCUACUCCUCUGAUGCCCCGCUGGAUCUGGCAUUAAAGACAGCUGACUACGAACAGGAGCCUGCUAAUUUACUACCUCUUGAUCUGUCUAACAAGUCGACUUUCUCCACUCCUCCUGCUAACCUUGUAGUCAAGACUGAACCGAGAGACCCUGGGUUUGCAGAGGAGACUGAGGAAGAAGUAUUCACAAGUUUAACAGGAGAUAAAAAGGGGAUAGUCUUUCAGAGUAAGAGGGAGCCAGGAGAGGAUUCUAAAAUGGAGGCUAUGGCUCAGAAGGGGGAAAAUGGAGAAGGGAGAGGAGAUGAAGACAGGCAAAAUGACAGCAGAGAUGAUGGAAAAACUCAGUCUCAAAUGAAGAAGUCACCAACGCCGGGAGUCCCGUCAACACUACAGCUCCUGACCGUCAAACAGAAGAACACUGCCAAAGUGGAUCCAGUGAAUCAGCUGAAAAUCGAGUCAGUCAGCUCUUUGCACUCCAAAAUGCUUCGGGGCUUAGUCCAGAUAAAGCAGGAACCACUGUCUCUCGAGCCUGACAGUGGAACACAGAGCUCAGACUUCUGUUGGUCCAGCCCGCUGACAGCAUUGAAAAGCAAGAUGGAGCCAGACGUGGGGCUGGACUUGAGAUGGGAUGGGGGCACCCCAGGCUGUGUGCUCGACUUGAGGUUGAAUGGAGGGAACCCAGCCAGUUGUGAUGUGGCGGAGAAAGCAGAGGAGAGUAACAUGGAAGGAGACGGUGUAGAGGAGGAGCUUGAUGGUGGCGAGGAGGAUGGAGCAACAGAGGAGAAGAAAGCAGAUAAGGUUGGAUCGGAGGAGAAGAAAGAGCAGAAGGAUGGAUCGGAGCAGAAGGAUGGAUCGGAGCAGAAGGAUGGAUCGGAGCAGAAGGAUGGAUCGGAGCAGAAGGAUGGAUCGGAGCAGAAGGAUGGAUCGGAGGAGAAGGAUGGAUCGGAGGAGAGGAAAGAGGAGGAUGGAAUGGAGGAGAGGAAAGAGAAGGAUGGAUCCGAGCAGAAGGAUGGAUCGGAGCAGAAGGAUGUAUCAGAGGAGGAGAAGGAUGGAACGGAGGAGAGGAAAGAGGAGGAUGGAACGGAGGAGAAGGAUGGAACGGAGGAGAGGAAAGGGAAGGAGGAUGGAACGGAGGAGAGGAAAGAGAAGGAUGGAACAGAGGAGAAGGAUGGAACGGAGGAGAGGAAAGGGAAGGAUGGAACAGAGGAGAAGGAUGGAACGGAGGAGAGGAAAGGCAAGGAGGAUGGAACGGAGGAGUCUGACACACCUGUUGAUGAACCUACAGCCCAUAACCCAGAGACACAGCUCCCCUCCUCUCCCAUCCCCUCUCCUCCCUCCUCACCACCAUGUAAAAGACGAAGGUCACUAAGGACAAGGGAAAAGCCUAGAGCCCUACACGACUGUUUAUUAUAAGGGCAGUACUUUACAGAGUAAAAAAUAAGAUUGCUGACAACAAUGUUAAUGAGGCUGCUUUUUAAUGGCCCGAGGAACAGAGAACAACCAAGCCUAAUGUAAAACAAUUCAUACUCGGCCUGUUAUUAAUUCAUAAUAGCAACACAUUUUGUGAAUUAGUGGUGAUUUUGAUAAACCAUGCCUCUACAUUAAUUUGCCCUCGGGAUUUGGUUGCUUUCCUGUAUUCCAAUGAUUUUUUUUUUGUUAGACAUUGCAAGUCUUCAAUUGCUAUGUUUAAUGUACCUGCUAGUGCUUACAGAGCUAGCCAACAAUCCUGGUUGUUAGCUGCUUACUGUGUGGCAAGCGAUUGAGAUUAGGGUAAAUAGUGGCUAUUGUUUUCUAUAUUACAGUAGUUGCGUAUGCUGGCAAUAGGAUCAUGCACUUCUUCCAGUGUUACCGCACACAUUUCCAAACACUCCAUAUCUAUUUGACUAUACCAAUAUAACUUAUUUGUUAUUUUUUUGUUAUAGGUUGUCUAGUUAGUCUUCAAUUGAAUGUCAUUGUAAUUUUGUAGUUUCUAUUCAAUAUAAGCUGCUGUAUGGGACUUCAGUCGCCAAGGUUUCUUAUUCAGGUACUGAUGGAGAAUGUUUGGGAGCCAGGAUUUAAUGUACUGUCAACUUUCUGAGAAAUGUUUCUGAACAGCUCGGUUUUUGUUUGAUUUGAGUUCCAUAAUGGGUAAAAUAUGCAAGAAAUAUGUGCUGUCCAAUUGUAAUGUUAAAUUGACUUGUAUAUCUUUUUCUAUCACGUUGAAUGUCUUACCCCAACUUCAACUGAAUGGUUACAGUGUUUUGUAGAGUUUUAAAACAUUCUGUUCAGAAAUUGGGAUCUUAAAGGAUACAAAUAAAGAUCAACGUGUCGGAA
Oncorhynchus masou masou (cherry salmon) is the source of this 4704-nucleotide messenger RNA. RefSeq lists its product as uncharacterized. NCBI's taxonomy places the organism in Eukaryota, Metazoa, Chordata, Actinopteri, Salmoniformes, Salmonidae. Bases 58 to 3804 code for a protein of 1248 amino acids. The transcript has 4 exons. The record is from RefSeq and is a predicted model, not a curated record.